AAAUGUUAUGCGGGCGAAACCGCAGCUGAAGAAAGCAACCCGUAUCCCUCAGUCAGAUUCCCAUCUCCUUCGUCUUCCAACCCUAGCCCCCCUCCCUCUCUCUCUCGACUUCUCUCUCACCAACGUGAUCUCUCUCUCGCUCUCUCUCUCGCUCUCUCUCUCUCUCACACAGACGGUUGCGUGGGUCUCUCUCUCUCUCGUCGGCCGUAGCUCCAAGAUCAGCUUCGGCGUGGGUCUCCAAGAAGGAGAUAAAAUAAACCCAGUGCUUGGCUUUCUUUGCAACAGGCGCAGAACAACACCAUAUACUGAAGCUGAGAUUAAGAAUCAUACCAACAGAAAAAUCCGCAAGCUUGCCCAUCUUGCAUAGGUGACAAGUAUUAAAUUUGUCAUCGUCUGAGGCCUUCUUUGUUUCCUCUCGACCAGAGUAACCUAGCUCCUACCGCCUCGGUCCAACCCAAGCCCAAAUUCCAGCCACUUCAGCGUUUCCUCAAAAAACACACAGCUAUCAAAACGACUCCGUUUUAUAUAAGCCCUAAACCGCCAUCACGUCUCUACUUUCUUCCCCGAUCCCCUCUUGCCUCUGCUACGCCCCCUCCCAUCCCUCAAUCUCUCAAGCCCAUGCAAACCACUGAUUCUCACCCUACCCUGUGCCGCCACCUAAGCUGCAACCUUCUUAGUCACACGACGCCGCAACCAAGACCCCUUGCUUCGAGCACCAUUCUCCACCGUCCAAGAAAACAAGCCGAACGCCUCGCGGCUCGCCAUUCGUCCUCUGUAGUUGCAGUCGCCGCUGCUCCUCCCGACCAAGAUCACGCUGCCGAGACACUGAACGGUGAAAUUGUAGCAACCUGCCGCACCGCAAGUCCUACCGCCGCCUCCCCUCCGCUUGGUCUUCAUCUUGUUUUCGAUUUUAAAUUCGAUUCCUGUACCGAGCAUUAUAUCGGUGACACUGACAAAACAAGCCACUUGCUUACUGCCGUGUUUCCCCUUGAAUCCACUUGAACCUAAGAUUCUGUAAUAUAAACAAAUCCGAAGAAACAGAAUUGAAAGAUGGCUCGUAAUGAAGAGAAAGCGCAGUCAAUGCUGAACAGAUUCAUCACGCUCAAAGCUGAGGAAAAAAAGAAGCCAAAAGAGCGUCGUCCCUACCUUGCUUCUGAAUGCCGUGACCUUGCUGAGGCUGACAAGUGGCGCCAACAGAUCAUGCGUGAGAUUGGCCGCAAGGUUGCCGAAAUCCAAAAUGAAGGCCUCGGCGAACACCGCCUUCGCGACCUCAACGACGAGAUUAACAAGCUCAUCAGGGAAAAAUCCCACUGGGAACGGCGCAUUGUCGAGCUUGGUGGGCCCAAUUAUACCAAGCAUUCUGCUAAAAUGACAGACCUAGAGGGAAACAUAGUGGAUGUUCCUAACCCUAGUGGGCGUGGGCCUGGAUACCGAUACUUUGGGGCAGCGAAGAAGUUGCCAGGAGUGAGGGAGCUGUUUGAAAAACCUCCAGAGUUACGAAAAAGGAGGACUCGAUAUGAUAUAUAUAAGAGGAUUGACGCAAGUUACUAUGGGUAUCGGGAUGAUGAGGAUGGGGUCUUGGAGAAGGUUGAGGGCCCGGCAGAGGAGAGGAUGAGGGCAGAGGCAGUUGAGGAGUGGAGGAGAGUGGAGGAGGUGAGGAGGGAAGCAAGGAAGACAGUAAAGAGUGGGGAGGUGGUGAGUGUGGUGAAGGAAGUGUUGUUCGAGGGGAUGGAGGAGGAGGUGGAAGAGGAGGAGAGGAGGAAUAGGGAGAAACUGGAGGAGGAGGAGAGGGAGAGGGAAGGGAGAAGGGAGUUUGUGGCACACGUUCCAUUGCCGGAUGAAAAGGAGAUAGAGAGGAUGGUGUUGGAGAAGAAGAAGACGGAGCUGUUGAGUAAGUAUGUGAGUGAGGGGUUGUUAGAGGAGCAGAGUGAAGCAAAGGUUAUGCUUAAUAUUCAGCGCUAGACCCAGUAAGGCUUGGACUCUUUGGUUCUGUAUUUGAGUAGAGUAAGAGCUUUUGUGUACUCAGUUUUAAGCUAAUUAUUGAUGUAAUUAGAGGCUGUAUUUUUUUCUUUUUUAUUUUUUAAUUUCAAUGUCGCUAUGUCAUGCUGCAACGUCUAAAUCAUUGUUUGGAAUUUAUGCUAGCAUUGCUAGUGAGGUUCCUAGAUAACUUGCACAAUUAAGAGUUUGCAGAUACAAAUACCUAUAAAAAAGAAAAGAGUUUGCAGCUACAA
Carya illinoinensis is the source of this 2231-nucleotide messenger RNA. RefSeq names its product pre-mRNA-splicing factor ISY1 homolog. Gene Ontology annotation, biological process: mRNA 3'-splice site recognition; generation of catalytic spliceosome for second transesterification step. Lineage: Eukaryota; Viridiplantae; Streptophyta; Magnoliopsida; Fagales; Juglandaceae. The transcript has 7 exons. The record is from RefSeq and is a predicted model, not a curated record. Gene Ontology annotation, cellular component: post-spliceosomal complex; Prp19 complex; catalytic step 2 spliceosome. Bases 1051 to 1962 code for a protein of 303 amino acids.